AAGCACGCAUGAAGCGAACUUAUAUAUAUAAAGGAGCAGUCCGAGUAUUCGAGACCUCGUUGUAGACACCAAUUUGCCCAUCUUACCAGUCGCCACUAUGAGUCCCGUCCAGCUACUAAGCGCCCUGCUGGCAUGUUCAAUGAUGAUCAAGUAUGGCGAAGCGAUAAACCCCCAAUGCCAGCACCCAGUGACCGCGCCAAGUGCUAUUUUCACCAUUGCGUGUGGGUCCCCAGUCACCUGUGCGGCCGGAGUCCAACAUCAACCCUGCAAAAUUCUUCGAAGAGCCUGCAAUCAUCGUUGUACCACGUGCAAUGCCGUCGCCGCCCGGCAGUUCCUCGCAGAUUGCCCAAACGGCCCAGAUGAACAUCACCAAGGCGUCGUAUGCGCUAUCCAUCCAGCGGCUUCCUCUUCCUCUUCUGCGUCUUCUUCUUCUUAGCUUUUUAAUUUUUAGCUUCUUCUCCAUCAGCUAUGGAAUAUAAAUUUCCUGCACGAUCCAAUCGCUGAAUCCUCAUGCUUAUACAUGAUUAAACCUAUUGAUGGCAAAGGGAGGCUAUAGAAUUUUUAGAUACUUGCUGCUAGUAUUG
Puccinia graminis f. sp. tritici CRL 75-36-700-3 is the source of this 584-nucleotide messenger RNA. RefSeq lists its product as uncharacterized. The transcript has a single exon. The record is from RefSeq and is a predicted model, not a curated record. The coding region runs from base 98 to 436 and encodes 112 amino acids. Lineage: Eukaryota; Fungi; Basidiomycota; Pucciniomycetes; Pucciniales; Pucciniaceae.